UAUCAACAGUAUCGCAACAUCCCUAAUCAAGAAUAAGUAGGUUUUUGCUAUAUAUGUACUUGAGUUUUGCUAGCAAUUGCACAAAUUAAACCGCUCUUUACGCACUGCAAUGGAUUUAUUUUCUAUCAACGCAUAGAUCAAAAACAUGCAAGUAAACGAAAACAAUUAAAAUGUGUUGAAACAAUUUCUGUGUUCCGAUCUGCUAAAUAAAUUUGGAACCCUGGCGAUUUGGCUGUGGGUCUGGAAACUCCCGCUGGUAUUUUCCAUUCAUCCGUCUAUUUCCUUAUUUUAUUGUGAAGCGAAUUAAUGCAAUAAUUUAGAAAUCCACGUACUUCUGCAAACAUGGAAUUGGACGUAGUUGCUGACGUUGUGUUUGUUAUCGAAGCCACCGCUGUGAACGGUGCGUACAUGAACGAGCUAAAGAGCAAUUACAUUGUGCCCACUAUUGAACAUUUCACGAAAGGCUGGCAAGUGGACGAUGGUGAAUAUCUCAUCUCCGAGAGACAUGCUACCCAAUAUGGUAUAGUGAUUUACCGCACUGCAGCGAGUUUAUUAGAUCCAGCUGUGUCCACAUAUGGGCCGUUUGUAUGGCCCAAACAGGUAUUGGAUACUAUUGAGCAGCUACCACUGGUUGGGGGCGGUAUGGAUUCAUGUGCAAAUAUGAGUGAAGGGCUAGCUACGGCUCACUGCUGCUUCGAAGAUAUGAAGGAGCGGCGUUCGCGAUUGAUGAUCGAUGCUUUGAAUGUGCAACGUCAUUGCAUACUGAUUUGCAACAGCCCUCCAUAUUCCACACCCGUAAUGGAAUGUUGGAAACACAUGGGCAAAACUGUAGAACAACUGGCUGCUUUGUUUCAUGAGCGAAAAAUUAAUUUCUCUAUUAUAGCGCCACGUAAAAUGCCCGUGUUGUUCAAGUUAUUUAUGAAGGCAGAUGGCGAUCAGCCGGUAGCAGCUAAAAAUUACGCCAAAAAUAUCAGGCAUUUAGUGCUUCUAAAAGGCUAUCAUUUGAAGGAGCGUCCACCAAGCCCGAAUGCGAACACAGUGAAUAUUGGAGGAGGCGGAGUUAUGCCUAAUCAAAUGAUUGGACCUGUUGGCGCUGGUGGAAAUCCGCAGCUGCAACAACAACAGCAGCAACAAGGUGGACCCAUGCAAAUCGAUAACCAGCAAGGUUCUGGUCAGGUAACGCAAGGUCCACCACAUUCGGUUGGUGGCAUGAAUCCAGGCCAACAGCAACAACCUCAACAAGGUCCUAGUGGACCACCAGGUUUAACACCACAACAGCUAAUGCAACAGCAGCAGCAGCAACAACAGCAACAACAGCAGCAACAACAACAGUUUGUUAACCAAAAUCCCAAUCAAAAUCCGAACUUCCAGCCAAAUGUUAAUAUCAAUCCCCAAAAUCGGUGGUUAUUCCAAGCAAACCAACAGCAACAACCAGGUCAGCCACGCCCACCAUUCAUGGGUGGAUCGGGGGGUUUACCGCCAGGUAUGGGACCCGGUGGGCCCAUGGGUGGCCCUCAACAAGGUCCAAUGGGUGGGCCUGGCCAAAAUCCGAAUUCGGCACUCAUUUCACAGUUAAGUGCUCCGCCAAAUCAGACAGUUAAUCCGUUAUUGGCACAACAACAACAGCAAAUGCGCAUUCAAAUGAUCAAUCAGCAUCAACAACAACAGUUGCAACAAAUGCAACAGCAGCAGUUGCAGCAGCAGCAACAACAACAGCAAAACCAAGCCCAGCAGCAACAACAGCAGCAACAACAGCAGCAGCAGCAGCAGCAACAAGCUAUGGGUAAUGUUGGCGGAGGUCAGGGACCUAACCAAAACCCACCUGGCGCAGGCCCAGGUCCCGCUAACAUGCAACAGCAAGGCCCAUCCACAUCGCAAAACUCCGGUGGUAAUGAUCCUUCUCAGCAUCCCAGAGAUCGUGAGAAGAUUUGGUCUGGCGUACUUGAGUGGAAUGAGAAAACCAAACCAGAUCAACAAAAGGUGACACGUACGCUGCAAUGCAGCGUAGCUACAAAUAUAAAAGAUGGCGAAGCAGAGAUCAAGGCGGAAAAUUGGCCACCGAAAUUGCUUAUGCAGCUUAUGCCCAAACAUCUUGUUGGAAAUAUUGGCGGGCAGUUCCUAAAGGAAUCUAAAAUGGUGGUUUUUAGACCAACGCCCUGUGAGGCGCUUGAUACACUUUCGAAAGUAAUGGCGACUGGUUUCGCUGGAUGUGUACACUUUACCAAUCCCAAUGGACCGGCUUGUGAUAUCAAGGUUCUAAUUCUACUAUACACCCAAGAGAAGAAUGCUUUUCUCGGUUUUAUACCCAACAAUCAGACUAUGUUUGUAGAGCGACUAAGAAAGGUAAUACAACAAAAGCAAAUGGGCCAUGGCCAACAACAGCAACAGCAGCAGCAACAACAACAGCAGCAGCAUCAACAGCAGCAACAACAACAGCACCAACAACAGCAAAUGCAAAAUGCCAUGAAUCAAAUGCAAAAUACUUUGCCUCAGAGUGUGAUGGCGCAGCAGCAACAGCAGCAGAAACCUACACCCAUGGAUGUGCAACAUCAAAUGGAACAGCAGCAGCAGCAGCAACAGCAACAACAGCAGCAAAAUUACAAUCAAUAUGCCCAACAAAUGAAUAUGCAAAUGGGUGGCCCCGUCGGUGGACCAGGUGGUCCCAUAAGCCAGGGUGGGGGCCCACCACCUGGUGUCAUCGGCAUGCAGCUCGCUGAUCAGAUGGGUGGGGGCGGUCCAAUGCAACAUCAGCAGCAAAUGACUUUGUUGCAGCAGCAACAACAACAGCAACAGCAGCAGCAGCAACAGCAACGCAUGCCAAUGAUGGGUGGGCCAAACGCGCAGAUGCAGCAAGUCUCACCACACGCUGCCGCCGCUGCUGCAGCGGCUGCUGCGGCCAUGCAACAACAGCAGCAGCAACAGCAGCAACAACGUAUGGUGCGGCCAAUGAUGAGCAAUAAUCCAGGCUUGCGGUUGCUCCUGCAACAACAGUCUGCGCCUGCGAAUCAAUUUCGGCCACAAAUGGGCGGUGGUGGGGGGCCAGGCGGGCCAGGUGGGCCGGUCGGAGGGCAAAUGGGAGGCGGUCCACCAAAUCAGAUGGGGGGCGGCGGCCCCGGUGGAGGUGUGCCAAUGGGCGCCAACCGCCCAUAUGAUGAAAGCAAUUUUGAUUUUAUGUAAGUUGACGAGAAAGUUUCGAUAAAAAUGUAUGUCUUUUUGUUUACGUAUAUGUCGAUGUUAAUGUGCUGUAAGCGGCGGCUUCUACAUUUUAAUAGUUGCUUAAAAAUUGAAAAUUUUUUGCAUUUUAUUUAAUUAAAACCUAAAGCAAAGUAGGAACAAUGUUACUAAGUA
Molecule: messenger RNA, 3348 nt
Organism: Rhagoletis pomonella (apple maggot)
Lineage: Eukaryota; Metazoa; Arthropoda; Insecta; Diptera; Tephritidae
Gene: MED25
Product: mediator of RNA polymerase II transcription subunit 25
Exons: 2
Coding region: 343-3177 (944 amino acids)
Biological process (GO): positive regulation of transcription by RNA polymerase II
Cellular component (GO): transcription regulator complex; mediator complex
Source: RefSeq, a predicted model, not a curated record